UGCAGGGGAGGGUCGCGGGUGGUGCACGGUGUGCGGGCAGCAGCGGCAUCGGAUCUCAUUGGUCGCAGCUCGGAGUAUGGCGAUGGGCGCGCUGCACUGUAUCGGCGCGCUGCUGCUGGUGGCGGCGGCGAGCGUCGCAGGGCAGUCCCGGCGCAUGCCAUUCCAGCAGCUCCUGCACAAAACCAUCACCGGUGUGUCCCCGGCCGGCGCCAACGUGGUGUUCUCGCCGUACUCGGUGGCGACGGCGCUCUCGCUGCUGCACGAGGCGGCCGACGGCGCGUCCCGGCGCGAGAUCGGCCAGCUGCUCGGCCGCGACCGGCGCCGGGCGCCGCAGACCAGCGUCGAGCAGCCGGGCGUGACGCUGCGCCUCUUCACCGCCUUCUUCCACGACAGUCAGCUGGCCGUGCGGCCGGCGUACCAGCGGGCCGUGCGGGCGUACGGCGCGCUGGUGGAGUCGCAGCCGUUCUCCACCAGCCCGGCCGCCGCCACCGGCAGCAUCAACAGACGCGUCGAGCAGGAGACCAGUGGCAAGAUCCGUGACCUGCUGCCGCCGGGCAACGCGCAGCUGGUGGCCGUGCUCGUCAGCGCCAUCUACUUCCGGGCCGAGUGGCGCACGGCGCUCGAUGCGCGCCGCACGCAGCCGGCGCCGUUCACGACAGCGGACGGCCGCCGCCAGACCGUCCAGAUGAUGGCCGGCGACGGCCAGUACGGCUACCUGCGUAGCGAGUCGGGCCGCUUCACCGCGAUCGCCAUGCCCUACAAGGACGAAAGGUACCAGAUGAUCCUCGUGUUGCCCGACCAGGGCGCCAGUGUAGGGGACACCCUCAAUCAAGUCGACGCUGACGCAAUGUACAAACAAAUGCGCCAUCAGGAGGUGGAGAUAAAGUUUCCGAAGUUCCGUGUGCAGACCAAGUUGCAGCUGACGGACGUGCUGAAAAGGGUGGGAGUGCGCCAAGUGUUCACGUCGCUGGCGAACCUGCAGCGGAUGUCGCCCGACCCGCGCCUCUACGUGAGCGAUGCACGCCACAGCGCCAUCAUCGAGACGGACGAGCGCGGCAGCGAGGCGGCCGCCGCCACCUCGAUCAGCAUCAGCGCGCGCAGCUUCUUCACGGCGCCGACGCCGUCGUUCGUCGCCGACCGGCCGUUCCUCUUCUAUGUGUAUGACGUGACCUCGGCGAACGUGCUGUUCAGUGGCCAGGUGGCGGACGCGGCGGCGGCGCAGGCCGGCGCGGUCGGCGCGGCCGGCACGGCUGGCGCGCGGCCCGUCCUCCUGGCGGCCAACGGGGCGCGUCAGCGGGCCGCGCGCGGCCGGUUCCAGCCGACGAGCCCGGUGCCGACGCUGGCGCCGGGCCGGUUUGCCGCGCAGGGUCAGUUCCGGCCGGCGGACACGUCGCAAGGCCAGUUUCUGACGGGUCGCUCCGGGGCGGGCUCGUCCCGGCCCGUAUUUCUGGCAGCCGGCUGGCGCCCGGCCGCUGCCGACCCCACAACGCCCUUCCAGCGCCGCACGGUGGUACGCAAGGGGCCACCGGCCUCACAGCGGAGCAAGACGGGACGGCGGGCGUGGUCGGCCCGCCCGCCGCCGCAGCGGUCGCCCGGGUGGCGCCAGACGCCCCUUCAGCCCCCGCCGGGAACGCGCGGCGGACUGCCCGCCGCCCGCCGCCGGCCUGCCACGCAAUGGAUCUGGCCGCGGAGGACGUCACCACGCAAGACAGUCUGGGAUCAGCGGAUAUACUUCCCGUACUGAGGCCGCCUCGGGUGAGAGUUAGCGCCUGGUAGCGGCAGUC
Pollicipes pollicipes is the source of this 1784-nucleotide messenger RNA. RefSeq names its product serine protease inhibitor. Gene Ontology annotation, molecular function: serine-type endopeptidase inhibitor activity. Bases 77 to 1744 code for a protein of 555 amino acids. The transcript is spliced from 6 exons. Lineage: Eukaryota; Metazoa; Arthropoda; Thecostraca; Pollicipedomorpha; Pollicipedidae. The record is from RefSeq and is a predicted model, not a curated record.